CUGCGCCUGCACUCGUGCGGUUGUCACAGAAAACAAAAAACAUGCUCAACGGUACUUUUAAGAAUGGAACGGAGGAGGACAUGAGGAACAUGGGGUACUCUCUGGCGUUUGGGUCGGUAAUGACGGUGGGCCUGCCUCUCAACGCCGCCUCGCUGUGGAUCCUGUUAAGCUGCCACAGCCUCAAGUCCCCCAGUGCCAUCUUCAUGGUCAACCUGGCCAUCUCUGACCUGCUGCUCAUCAUCACCUUGCCCAUGAGGGUCUACUUCUACGCCACAGGAGCCUGGCCUCUGGGCAGUAUGGCGUGCAUCUGUAUCACGAUGCUCUUUCGCAACAACAUCCGCUCCAGCUCCAUCUUCAUCACCUUCAUCAGCGCGGACCGGCUGCUGGCGGUGGUCUAUCCUCUGAGGUUGCGCCAUCUCCGGACCGCGUCCAACACCUGGAAGGCCGUGGCGCUCACUUGGCUCUUCGUGGUGGUGGUGAACAUCCCAGAGAGCGUGGACUUCUCAAGAUUCUUAAACAACUACAAUGAAUCCACCUGCUUUGAAUUUCGUCCCUGGCAUCAUCAAACCCCAAUCCUGGCUUAUGUUCAGCCCGUGUUGGUGCUCGCCAUGCUGGCGGUCAACAUUGUGUCCACGGCUCUGGUGUCUUUGACUCUACGCAGACAUCUGAAUGACUCCGCCAGGGUCAAAAACAAGGUGAACGUCAUGUUGAUUUUUGCCAUGAACCUGAUAAUGUUUGCUGUAUUUUUCUUGCCCGUGUCACUGGCCGUGCUCUUUAAAAGAUGGGUACCUUCCCUCACGCCACUGAUAUGUCUCGCUAGCUUGAACUGCUGUCUGGACCCUCUCUUGUAUUACUUCUCUUUUGACGGCUUCUGGAGGAGAAAAGAGGAUGUGGAUACUUCUGUUGCAGGAGUAGUUGGUUAGAAGAGUAGACGGGGACAGGAUAUACUAUUUGUUUAGGUGACAUAAAGGUCACAAGGUGAAAAACUCAAUUAUUGUUUGUUUUUUUAAUAGAAUUCUCACUUUUUACAUCAUAACUGUCUCUUUUUAUUGAUCCACCUAACCAAAGAAAAAAAGAAACAUUGUUUUUUUUUUUUUGAGUGGAACAGACACGUAUUUAAGUUUCCUUCACAGUACAACUGACUUUCAGUGGUUGUUUUUUCCUCCCUGCAUGUUUGACACAUAUCUGUUGUUUCGCAUCCGUGAACAGGAAAAGCUACUCACCUGAAACUACUACUUUUUUCAGUUCCCAUCUGAGCUGCACAAAUCUGAACUGGAAAUUGGAUCCUCAGGCAUCUUGUAUUGAAUACAGAAAGUUCCCCGUGUUGCCAUGAUUAUAAAUAAAUCGUACUAACCUGUUGUGUCUUACAAACACAUUUUAAACUGAUUCAACUUUAAAAAAUAAAGUCCCCCUGCUGUGUCUUUUUAAAAAAUGUGAGUUAACUGAAAUAAACCAGAACAUUUUAUUCAUCUUGACAAAAUGCAUUCAACAGAUUUCAGAUAUAUUCCAAAACAACUCACAAUUAUUCAGUCACAUUUUCUUUGCAGUUACAAUCUCAGCUCGAGGGGCCGGUUUUCCAUUUGACACAAAUACCAUAACAGCUGUGGUCGGUCCUGAUGGAACUGAAUACAAACUCUCAUAAUGGUUCCUAUUGUUUCUGUUAGAAUCAGAGGAAACGAUCAUGAAUUAACAUUAACAAAGACAUCUAACGUCUGUUUUUGUUAGUGCAUCGCUGCGUUUGUUGGCGCAUUACAUCCACCAGCAUGAAUCAUCAUGAACCAGGUUACGUGCUCGUGGGAGUGUAGGUGCAUCCUCAUGCAGAGUAAAGUCAAGACAGCGGUUUACUUAGAAAAGCAUUGCUCCACAGAGUCACUGGUGAUCAGAAACUGCAGCAGAUUAAUGUGAUGAGUUUAGUGAAUACCGAACAUGCAUUCAUUCUGAAGCGGGUCGGAAAAUAAAACCUAGAAAUGGAAUUAACUGAAUGAGGUUUUACAGUGUCAAACAUUUAUUGCAAGCAGAUAAUGGAAUUAAUAUUAAACGUUAUCGAUUAAUCAGUCAAACUUUAUUCAUAUAAACAUAAAGUUAAAAGGAACAUACUUACUAUAAAAAUUACUAUAUACAUAAUUAAUAUUAAAAAAAUAAAAUAAUAAAAGCCAGGCUAAAGAAUGUAUGUGUUAUGGAAAACAUUCAGUUCAGGGUUAAGACAUAAUCCUCCUUCAUCCUGGUUAUCGUUUCUUUUGAUUACUUUUAGCAUCAUUUGGCGCCGUCUCGUGUGUCUUUGGUUAUACAUCUUUUGCUCAGCAUCUCAGUUCGGGAGCCAACGGCUCUCAAGUCUUAUAAGCUUUUGCCAAAUGGAGGGGCAUCUGUGGGAAAUUGAUCCAAAAAGGAUCUAGAUUUGAAACAUCUGGAUGGGGUUUUGCUGUUGACAAUUAGGACACGCUACAUCAGGUAAAACCCUCCACUUCAAAGAAAGAUAACAGCAUGAUCGAGCUCUGCCCUCAUACACAUCUUUUUAUUUAUUUGUUUCUUAUGCCAUAGAUGGAACACAACCAAACAGAAACCACUUCUUUAUCCAGUGUGACUAUUUUUGAUGCUUGAACACACAUUUCAGCGUUCCCUUAUCUGUAGCUCUGUGGUCUGAACUUCCACUUUAAUACACAUGCUCUCCAUUUAGCGACCGAGUGACAAUUUAGAUAAAAAUACGUUAUUUGUAUGUUAAACGCUGUGCCUCCGAAAUAAAGUCAGGUCAUCAGUAGGGCUGCUGCUGGCAAGAUCUUGCUUUUUUCAUGACGCUUCGUCAAUUGGAGACCAGCGAAGAGGCGGUUUCCUCCCACGAGCUGCUCCAUAUAUGUUUAAUGUGACCUUUGCGUGUGAACUCUACUGGAGGAAGUUGAGUGCUGAGAGGCUGAAACAAAAAAAAAACCACAGCCAACUUCAUACAGCCUCACCUCAUGUGUUGAUGUUUAGACAUAAUACACCACAGCGCUGUUUGCUCAGUCUUGUCCUUACUCUGCAGAGGCCAUGAAGUAAAAUACAUUUUCGCUGCUAUUUCGCGCCCAACACCGAACAGCCUAUGUAUGACAGCCUUUAUUCAGCGCGGAGCAGAUUGGUUUUGUUCGUGUUUGAAAUUGACUUGAUUUGUGUUCAUGGGGGGAAAAAUGGUUUUAGAACCAAGCUGUCUACAUGCAGCUAUUCUGAGUGUGUUUGUUUGGAUUUCUCUGCCUCUGUAUUACCUUUUAUUUAUGUGUGUGUGUAUCAAGGUCGAGCUCAUGUUUGUUUAGAGCCCUCUGUCUGUAAGUGACUGAUAUCCCAGAUCUGGAGGGACUGGGAAGGGUCUGGCUGUGGUGUGAAUGUGUCUGCUAGAGCUGGUCACGGUCAGCUGACCCUCAAACCCUGAGGUAAAAAAGAGGCAACACACACACACACAUUCUCUAUUUCCUCUUUUCCCCAGCAUACACAAACAAACAAAUGAAAAAAAGCAAAGAAAAUGCUGAAACAGGUACAUUCAGGUCUGCAAGCAUCGCUGCCAAGACCGACAAACAAGCCUGUUGAGCUGCAGCCAAGUCUGCCUUGGACCAGAGGAGGAUUGCUAUUCAAAGACAACAGCAAGCUUUGGUGACUGUGGAGAGUCGGGCAUCACAAAGAGCCAAAAGUAGAGCAAAGAGGACGAAAACAAAAUGCUGAGCUCUUGAAUGGACGGAGGAGACAACAAAGAGCAGAGGAACAACAAUCCUCCAGAGUCUGAAGCCUCGAGAGAACCCGGAGAUCAUUCCAACAGAUGGAAAUGUGCAGUUAAAUGUCGGCUCAAACAAGCCCAACCUUCUCUUUUCAAUGGGAAAUGACGCUGCAGUUGAAAUACAUAAGCGGUAGAGC
This is a messenger RNA of Anarrhichthys ocellatus (wolf-eel), 3873 nucleotides long. RefSeq names its product lysophosphatidic acid receptor 5b (gene lpar5b). The record is from RefSeq and is a predicted model, not a curated record. Gene Ontology annotation, molecular function: lysophosphatidic acid receptor activity. Lineage: Eukaryota; Metazoa; Chordata; Actinopteri; Perciformes; Anarhichadidae. Gene Ontology annotation, biological process: behavioral response to pain; positive regulation of Rho protein signal transduction; phospholipase C-activating G protein-coupled receptor signaling pathway. Bases 42 to 923 code for a protein of 293 amino acids. The transcript has a single exon. Gene Ontology annotation, cellular component: plasma membrane.